AUGAACACUAGUACGACAUGUACGACCAAGAAGACGGUCAUCUCGACGGUCAUCUCGACGGCGUUUGCGCGCCAAGUGCAUGAAUCGAAAGUGGGCGGCGCAAGCUUCGCCCAAAUCGCGUCGCUGCAGAAGGCUACGUUGGUCGAGCAUUAUUCACACGCGCAGCUCUGCUACCUACUGCACCACCAGUGGCUCAAGUCUCCGGGACUUUUCCCCAACUCCAACCCGAUCGUCGCCUUUCCUUCGUUUGGCCACUGCUCGCGCUUCCCGCUCAUUGGUCCAGGACUUGUGCGCGACAUCAACUGCGGCGAAAUGCGCCGCUUGGAGGCGCUGCUGCAAGCGGCCAUGGCAGCGACGACGGCAACACACCUGUGCGGCGCUGCGGGUGCAAGCGCUCAAGGACGCUCGAACCUUUUUCAAACUAAUCUUGCUCCGUUUCAAUAA
This is a messenger RNA of Saprolegnia diclina VS20, 444 nucleotides long. RefSeq lists its product as hypothetical. Lineage: Eukaryota; Oomycota; Saprolegniomycetes; Saprolegniales; Saprolegniaceae. The record is from RefSeq and is a predicted model, not a curated record. The transcript is spliced from 2 exons. Bases 1 to 444 code for a protein of 147 amino acids.